AUGAGACUCAGGAUUCGACAUAAUCAGGUCUGAAAUUAUCGAUUUUUUUGGCUCAAAAUGAAAAUAAGCUGGAAAAUUGAAUUUUGCAGCUUCAUCAAUUGCGAAGCGCGAUUUUAACACCGUGUUCAGCACGUCCUUCUGUCGCGCCACGUCAAACAUCGCACCCAAAUCCCGAUCCGACACUUUGGACCGAUCCGACUAGUGAGUUUCUUAAAGGGAGGAUGGGUCUCGCCUGGUAUUUUUCGUGUACUUCUCUCGGACAAUGCAAAAACAGAAAAUUUAGCUUCUCCGAGAGAACUACACACGAAUUUUCAGAGCUAAAAAUUUAAUUUUCUAAAUUGUUCGUCUUUUCCGAGAGAACUACACGAUUUUGCUCUCAUUUUCCGAAAGAAGUACACAAAACAACUGUUGUGUACUUCUCUCGGACAAUUUUUGCAUUUCGAAACAAAUUUUUCGUAUAUUUUCAGGCUGUAUGCGCCUGCCAAAUUCAUUGGCAAAAGCCCUCUAUCAAACGCAAAACACCGUGUCAAAACGAACAUUUGGAAAUAUGGAGGUGAGCGAAUUUCCUAGGCCACGACCUAAUUUUCCAACAAGAAAUUCUAGGCCCCCGAAUUCCGCCCGAAAAAAGUCCUGAUUUUGUCGAAACUGACGAGAUAUGAAUUCGAGAAGAAAGUCAAUAAAGGAUGCGAUGAUGCACAAUUGGCGGGAAUUGUGAGUUUUUUUACAACGACACUCCGCGUUGACGCGAUAUUUUUGAUCUACGGGUCAAGGCGAGCAUUUUUAUACCAAACGACACUCCGCAUUUACAGCUCCGAAAACGUGGCAGUGACUACAAUCGUCUACUCGAAAAACACAAAAUUCAUCAUAGCUACCUAAACACCCUACAAAAUGAGUUGAAGUAAGUGUUCAAACGAUGCUCCGUGUUUACACCACGCUUUUACAGAAACGCUGGAAUCGAAUCUCGAUUAGUCCGAAGGUUCGGCUACACUCAAGAAGCUGUCGAUUGGGCUGAUGCUGUAUUUUCGGCGGGCGGUGAUGGCACAUUUUUGAUGGCCAGCAGUAAAGUGAAGACAAAAAAUAAGCCGGUGAUUGGAAUCAAUACGGAUCCGAGUGGAAGUGAGGGAUAUAUGUGUCUGAUGCGAAAAUUGCCCGAGGAGAAUUUGGCAGCCGCGCUCAGACGACUUUUUAGCGGAGAUUUCGAGUGAGUACGAUGCUCCGCGUUGACAUUUUGAUACUAAACAUGCUAUUUAAACGAUGCUCCGCGUUUACACUUCGUGAAAUUUCGAAAAUCACGUCGUUAGACACCAGACUUGCUAUAUUUCGAAUUUUAAACGAUGCUCCGCGUUUAAAGUGUGUGAAAUUUCGAAAAUCACGUCGUUAGACACCAAAAAUGAUCAUUGUUACGACACUCCGUGUUUACACCCCCUUUUUUACCGCGAAAAUUGAAAAAUUCAAAAUUUUUCUAUUGAGUAAUAGGUCGCGGGUUCGAUCCCGCUAGUGAAUUUUUUUUAAAUUUUCAUCAUUUUUUCGAUCAAAAAGUGAUGUUUUCGAAAAGUGUCUAGUUUGAUUGAUGAUAUAAUCCGGUUCUUAUAAUAUUUUUCAUAUCAAAAAUGAUGAAAUCUUUUGCAAAUACACAUAUCCACGUGGCAACCAAAAAUUUUGCAGAUGGCUCUAUCGCCAGCGAAUUCGAAUAACUGUGACUGGCGAGGCUGGAAUCGGUGACGCCAUCGAACUUCACGAUCAACAACUGAAUCGCGAUCCAUCGACGACUCGCUGGACAGAUAAUCCACGUUGUCCCGCAGCGGAUCAGGAAGAAUGUAUGGCACUUUCGCCGCCGUUGUGAGUUUUUUGUGCCAGGGUUUUUGCAAAAAGGGGCGGAGCUUUGAGGAAUUUGGAGCAUUUUGAGACUAAAUAUGAUAGGAAAACUGUGCCUGACAUUGCAAGAAGGGGCGGAGCCUAUUGCAUACAGUAUUCGGGCUCAAAAUGCUCCAAAAACUGUUUUUUUUUUGCAGAAAGGGGCGGAGCCUAUUUCAUACCGUAUUCAAGCUCAAAACGCUCCAAAAACGAUGUUCUUUUUUGCAAAAAGGGGCGGAGCCUAUUUCAUACCGUAUUCGAGCUCAAAAUGCUCCAAAAACUGUGCCUUUUUUUCAAAAAAUGGCGGAGCCUCUAAUAUUCCAUAUUCGAGCUCAAAAUGCUCCAAAAAAUGAGCCGAACAUUAUCCUGAUCCCCAAAAACCCUCAAUUGUUAUCCAGAAAAAAACGAACAAUCUCAUCGGACGAUUUGAGUGAGGAACGAGUUCUGGAAACUGCCGAAUUGCCAGUUUUGGCUCUCAACGAAGUUUUUGUCGGCGAAAGUCUCUCCUCACGUGUUUCCUACUAUGAAAUUGGCCUAAAUGACGAGAGAAUGGUGAAGCAGAAGAGUUCGGGAAUCACGAUAUGUACAGGUUGGAUUUUUUGAAUGCGGCAUGCUUUUUGGGGCGUGGUUUAUUUUUCCUGGUCAAAUUUGCAUCAUUUUAAGCCUAAAUUUGAUGCGGCACGGUUUUGUGGGCGUGGCUUAUUUUACAGUACCCCUUUCCCCCAAAAAAUUAUCGAUUUUUCCACAGGAACCGGUUCAACUUCAUGGCAUUUCAAUAUAAACAAACUCACCGAACAAUGUGUACAGGAUUUGAUGCGAAUAAUUUCCAAAGAAUAUCACGUUCAAAUUCCGGCCGAUGACAAAAAUGCGGUCAGCGAGAUUUGCACGAAAUUCAAUCAGCAACUCAUUUUUGACCCCGAUCGGAAACGUGAGUUUUUUUCGCGAUAUGAUUUGGAGCAUUUUGAAUAUAAAUGUGCCGGGGCUUGAAUUUGACGGGAAAUUCAGUUUCGAAACAAUUAUCAAAAUUUUGAAGAAAAAUUCGAAAGUUAGGUUUAUCAUGUAUCAAAAUGCUCCAAAUUUUGAAGAAAAUUCCAAUUUUUGCAGAACUCGCCUUCACAGUUCGUGAUCCAAUCUUCAAUGCCACUUUCCCGCCCACAAAUCCACGUGGAUUCGCCGAUAAAAUUUGUAUAAAAUCACGUGGAUACGAUGCGCAUUUAGUCAUCGACGGUGCAAUCUCAUAUCGAUUUAAUGAUGGAUCUGAGGCAAAAAUGGAAGUGAAACCCGAAGAUGUGCUAAGAACUGUUGUUUUUCGAUGA
This is a messenger RNA of Caenorhabditis angaria, 3170 nucleotides long. NCBI's taxonomy places the organism in Eukaryota, Metazoa, Nematoda, Chromadorea, Rhabditida, Rhabditidae. The record is from the annotation of a GenBank genome assembly.